CGACUGUGCGGGGAUUUCCGUCGCCGUUCCAGGAACAUGAAAGUGAAAGCGAUGCUCACAUUGGCCCCGGCUCCACACCCCGAGCCGAACCCCGCUCCUACCCACCGCUCCUGCAGACCCGGACAGAGACAGAGACGGAGACAGGGACAGGGAGACAGGGACAGGGAGAGAGACAGACCGAGAGAGAGAGACAGAGAGAGGGAGAGGGAGAGGGACAGAGACAGAGACAGAGACAGAGACAGGAUGGACGCCCCCGGUGCCUUGCUCCGCAUCGCCUUCAUCAUCGCCAUCGGCUACCCUCCAGCUCAGUGCGGGCCCUCAGUGCCAGAGUCGGGGGUACUGGUGGAGUGCACCUUCGUGGAGGAGUCCAAGGGCAAAGGCAAACCCUCCGGCUCGGUGGAACAGACGGAGGCCGUCCUGGUGGUCCGCAGUCUCAACUCCCUCAAGGAGGGGGCAGCGGCCUCUGACCUCACCCUGCCCCCCCACCUCAACCCUGGCAUGGUCCUCGAUGUCUUUGAUGACUCUGGAGUUUUGGCGUACGAGGGCUUUGUUCAGCCCCCGGGGGGGUCUAACGAGAAGCUGGCUUGUGAGCUGAACCGCUACCUGCCCCAGGAGGGGGGGGUGAGCUGGGCAUCGGACCUGGCCCCGGACCACCGGACCCCUGCCUACCCUGCCCACCACUGGCUCAGCUCCCACAUCGAGGCUUCCGAUGGGUUGUUCAGCGUGGCCAGCCUCCACAGGGUGGUCUCCGCACCCCCAGCGGAGGUGGUGGGGGGUGGGGGCUGCGGAGAGGGGGACAUCAAAUGCAGGGCGGACCAGGAGGAGUUGCCCACCCACCACCGAACCUCAGUGAUGUUGAACGUGUUUACCCGUGUGCGUUACGUGCGUGCUGGGCUGGGCAGCACCGUGAGGCUAGACUGUGGCUUCACGGUGGAGCGGGCACUGCCGGUGGCCGUGGAGUGGCGCUACCAGUACCAGGGCAGUGGGCGGCUGGUGUACGCCUACAGCGCGGAGCAGGACAGGGUGCAUGCGGCGCAGGAGGGCGCACACAUGCAGCUCGACCUGCUGCACAGCCACAAUAAUGCAUCGCUGCUGCUGCAGAACGUGCAGCUUCAGCAUGAGGGGACCUACAUCUGUGCCGUCUACCUCCCCGGCCUGCAGGCUCAGAUACCCGUCACCCUGGAGAUCGCAGAGCCCCCGCGUGUGGCGCUGAGCCCGUCUCCCCUCUACGUCUCCGCCGGACAAUCCCAGGACGUUGUGUGCGAGGCGAGCGGCUACUACCCGCUGGACGUGACGGUGACCUGGUGGCGCCGGGCGGCCGGAGACGCCACUGCCCGGCCGCUGACCCACAGCUGGCAGCUGGGGCACCAGAGGAACCACGACGGCACUUUCAACGUGACUAGCGGCGUCCAGGUGCGUCCCGGCGCGGCCGAUCACGGAGCCGUCUACACCUGUCACGUGGAACACCUGGCCCUGGCUGGAGCUGUCCGGAGGGACAUCACACUGAUGGUGGCAGGAGCGUCGGGACCCAAGAUGGAGGACGCCAUGGGACUUCUCCUCUGCGCCUUCAUCCUCUACGGGGCCCUCAAGAUGUUUCACCAAUGGUUCUUUCCCCAAGUGAACCAGCCCAGAGUGAACUCCGAAGAAGAUCUCAAG
This is a messenger RNA of Leucoraja erinaceus (little skate), 1656 nucleotides long. RefSeq names its product tapasin-like. The transcript is spliced from 7 exons. The record is from RefSeq and is a predicted model, not a curated record. The annotation marks the transcript as partial. Lineage: Eukaryota; Metazoa; Chordata; Chondrichthyes; Rajiformes; Rajidae.